Molecule: messenger RNA, 2340 nt
Organism: Entamoeba invadens IP1
Lineage: Eukaryota; Evosea; Mastigamoebida; Endamoebidae
Product: sodium/sulfate transporter, putative
Exons: 1
Coding region: 1-2340 (779 amino acids)
Biological process (GO): transmembrane transport; potassium ion transport
Cellular component (GO): plasma membrane
Source: RefSeq, a predicted model, not a curated record
AUGAGUCAAAAAUCGGACUCGUCUCCUUCUGAUCAACAAACUUCGCCAACUCACUCUGUUCGAUCACGACCCAAACAAGUUACUCACAAUGAAUCAGACAUUUCAGACAUCCCAGCGUCAGAUGUUCAACCCUUUCCCGACCUUCAAACAACAAAACAAGACGAGACUUCAAUUAAUUUGGACCAACUCAAAUUCACAGAAAAGGAUGAGACGUACCAACGAUCUCAAGGGAACUCCCCCACUGAUUUUGGGCGCUUAGUCCACCCCGCCAUGCUUUCUGCGUCAUUUGGAAAUUCUCCAAUGUGUAAGUCCCAGAGUGGUUUAUCGGAGCAGAAGCCCUUAUUGAACAAGAGUGAGUGGUUCAAGAAGUAUUCGAAGUUAGCUCUGAGUAAAUUAGCAUUACCGAUCAUCUUCACAACAGUCAUAGCAUUGAUGUUUCUUGUGAUGUACUUAGCCGAUUGGCGGAAGAACAAUGCCGAACAGUUCACGACGAAAACUGCGAUCUUCAUUUUUGUCUUUAUUAUUAUGAUGUUUGUCCUUUUGCUUGAAAUUUGGCAUGCGGGGAUAGUCAUAAUGACUGCCGUCGCCAUUCUCCUCUAUUUCCGAGUCAUCACCACUUCUCAGGCGUUUGCUGGAUUUAGUGAUUCCGGGACAAUGACUGUCUUAUGUGUUUGUAUCAUCUCAGAUGCUAUAAAUAGAACAGGUGGACUAGCGCUUCUCUGUUCUUAUAUUCUGCCAAACACAGAACAAAAGUGGAUCUUCCCAACAGCAAUUCGCUUUGUCUUUCUGUUCUUUGUAGCCUCUAUAUUCCUUAAUAACACGCCAAUAGUGGCGAUGGGCAUUUCAAUUGUUUUGGGACUCUCUAAGACUACGAAAAUACCGGCAUCUAAGCUAUUGAUGCCCAUGCAAAUAGCAGUGGUCUUAGGUGGAAUGUGCUCGUUAAUUGGGACAUCAACUAAUAUGGUUGCCAAAGGCCUUUUAGACGAUGCGACGAAGAAACUGAAUGCACAAGGAACAGUCAAUUUAGAGUACUCGAUGACUCUCUUUGAAGUUGGAUAUGUGGCACUUCCAAUAGGAGUCUUGGGGUGCGUUUACAUCAUAUUUGUGAACAAGUUUUUACUCCCUUCGAACGUCAAAACGGAGGUGAAACAGGCGCUCCACACAUUUAUAGUUCCUGUGAAUAUAGUCGACCGUUCCCCACUGAUUGGGAAGGAAAUCAUGAAGAGUGAUUUGGGGAAAUUGUCUGGAGUCGCAUUACCACAGAUAUUAAGAGGAAAUAAAAUGAUAGAUCCAUCCGUUCCAUUAGCCGUUGGGGACACUUUGUUUUAUGUAUGCGAGCCCCCUUUGUUAGUGGAGUUGAUGAAUAUCAAAGGCCUCAAAUUUGAAGAUCCGACUGCGUGUAAUAUACUCAGAUCGAUCACCACAGACAAACUGUCUUUGUAUGAAGUCAAUUUUACAGAGAGUUCAGAAUUUAAUAAUAGGAACUUCCCGUCGUAUUUUGAGGACUCUAAAUUUGGACUCCUUGGGAUCAGUCACGACGACAAGAAUAUGGGACUUGUGAAGGAACAGCCCCUCUAUUUUAUGCCCGUCACAACGAACUCAAGUUAUAUCAUUAUAACGGAAAAGAACUUCACAAAGUCCGAGUUCUACCCACACCCAUUCAGAAUUGCAUAUGAAUUGCCUGUGAAACUGCCAUUCCACUAUCCUCUUUGGAAAGCAAUGAUAGCAAUUACCUUAUUGUUAACACCAAUUGCUCUGGAUGUAGCUGGCUUCUAUAAAAUCAUCAAUUUCUCAUUCAUUUCUGUCGCACUUUUGGUGCUCACGGGAGUCAUGACAGUGCAACAAGUGUAUAACUCAGUGAAUGUACCACUCAUAUGUACAUUGGGAGCUUCAUUUGGACUCUCCUCUGCUAUGACGAACACAAACACGGGAAUGCUUAUUGCGUCGACGUUGACUAAACUGCUCUCCCCAAUUGGAAAAAUUGGAAUUCUGUUUGGACUUGCCGUCCCAACAGUUGUGCUCACACAAGUCUUGAGUAAUAACGCGACUAUUGCAGUCAUGUUCCCUAUUGUAUGGUCAACGUAUAUCGGAAGUGACACAACUGGAGCUACGAGAGGAAAGGAAAUUGGAAUUAGAAGCUCUAUGAUCACUAUGAUGAUAUGCGCGUCGUGCUGUUUCUUCUUGCCUUUUGGAUACCAAACCAAUUUAAUGGUGAUGAAAGAUGGGGGAUAUCAAGUCAAACAUUUUAUGAUAUAUGGAACGUUUUUGACACUUCUGUACUUGGUCGGAUCUGUACUCCUCUCAUACGCUAUAUUUGAAAUUGCAAUGGACCCCGUGUAA